Molecule: messenger RNA, 747 nt
Organism: Lizanozyma spartinae
Lineage: Eukaryota; Fungi; Ascomycota; Pichiomycetes; Serinales; Debaryomycetaceae
Exons: 1
Coding region: 1-747 (248 amino acids)
Source: RefSeq, a predicted model, not a curated record
AUGGUACCAGAACCAUUACCUUUGGUAGAUGUUAAAGUAUCUGAUAUCCAAUCAAUUGCAAAGAUUAUUGUUGUUCCAGAGGUAUUAGCGGCUGUGAUCCAACAGUUUCCUUUCAAGAAGACCGUAGGUACGAUUUUAAUAUCGUACCCUGACCAACAUAAAGAGUCCUCCUCCCAGCAAAACCAAGAGUUUGAUGAAGAUGAACAGUUAUAUGGAGCAAUGAACUAUAAGCAGAAAUAUCCUACUACAGAAAUUCCUAUACAAGAAUUAGUCCCAGGAACAUUGGCUAUAGUGGUGCCCCAUUUCAGUCAUAUCAUUGUGAAUAAUGUUCUUGCUCAACAGUUGACGAACACCCUUAGUACAUCCAUAUGGAUUACGCUUGCUCCCUGUGCCCUUGAGAACUUAAUAAGUUGUAGUAAACUAUCACUCAACUUGGCCUCUUACGAUGGCGGUUUGCCAAAGACAGUGGCACUGAUUCCCAACUUGGGCCCUCCACAUUGUUUCACCGGUAUAUCUGCAGCAAUUAACUCGUUGGUUACUGAGUGUCCAUUGAUUUCCAUUGCACUUAAUGCCGAGGGUCAACCUGGGUUUGAAAAGGUCACCAACUCUAUUCAACUUGAAGCAGCAAAGAUCAUUGGAAGUUUUGCUUACGAUGAUAACGAGAAUUUACAAGCUCAUUAUGCUAAAAACCUUUCAACCAGAUUAAGAAAACUGAUGGCUAAUGAUGACUAUGGUAUGUAUUUGUGA